Molecule: messenger RNA, 1461 nt
Organism: Alligator mississippiensis (American alligator)
Lineage: Eukaryota; Metazoa; Chordata; Crocodylia; Alligatoridae
Gene: CATIP
Product: ciliogenesis associated TTC17 interacting protein
Exons: 10
Coding region: 56-1126 (356 amino acids)
Biological process (GO): cilium organization; actin filament polymerization
Source: RefSeq, a predicted model, not a curated record
GCCCGCGCGGUUGCCAGGCGACGGUUGGAUACACUGUUGCCGGCGGCUGUUAGGGAUGGAGGCCGCGCCGGGCCCGGGGCAGAAGGUGGCCGCGCCGAGCCGGGCCGCCCUGGAGCUCCUGGCACUGCUCGACCCGGCGGAGCUGGGGCCCUGCCUGUUCGCGGAGACGCUGGCACUGGUGGAUCUGGGUGGGCGCCCGUGCGGGGAGCUGCAGCUCUCGGCCCAGCUGGGCUCCUACGGGCACCCGGACGGGCGGGACGAGGCCUGUGUGCUGGUGCGGGCCAGGAGCCAGGCCAGCGUGGACGGCGCGCCCUGCGGCACCUCCCUGCACGCCUUCGUGUCCAAGAAGCUGGAGACCCUGGAGCAGCACCAGCACGAGUACGUGAAGCUGCCUGGGCACCCCAUGGACAAGACGACGCAGCUGGUGCAGCGCGGGGGCAAGAUCCUCAUCAGCUGCACCACGGUGGAGGGAGAGGAGCGGCAGAGCCAGCGCUGGGAGGAGCUGCCGGCUGCGCGGGGGCUGGUGUCGGAGGGCGCCGCCGUGCUUCUGGGGCGCGUGCUGGCUCGGCGCCGUGCCGUGCCCCCCAGCACCGUCUUCCUGGCUCUGGAUCCUGAGGGCCACUUCUGCCCGGCUACCUAUAGCGUGCUGGGCACACAGUGGCAGCAGGUGGGCGCGGAGGAAGCCGAGGUCUUCGUGCUGGAGCGCGCCGUGGGUGCCACCGUGCCCCUGACCUGGCAGGACAGCUUCCUCCCCGAUGGGCAUCUGGCCCGCCGCAUCCAGGUGGGCUGCCCCACCACCGCCCUGCUGCUGGACAAGCUGCCGCCGCUGGAGCAGGAGCCCACCGAGGCCCCCCUGGCCUGGGGGAAGCAGCCCCUGGCAUGGGAGGACGAUGCACAGCUCCGCUCGCAGUUCCUGGACAGGAAGGAGGAGCUGCAGGCCUCGCACGCCGCCUACGUGCGGCGCCACCCCGAGCUGCCCGCGCUGCUGGGGGACUUCCUGCAGGCCCUGCUGCUGCGCCAGCCCCCGGACCCCCCCACCUUUGCCGCCACCUUCUUCGCCCCCUUUGCCACCCGGCGCCCCCCAUCACCCCCCUUCCGCAGCGCCUGCCCACCCAGCCCGCCCUAACGGGCUCGAGGACCCCAGUUCUGCUGCCCUGGUGCAUUGUGGGUAUGUCCCCCCCAGGGUAUCCUGAGACCCUGGGGUGGAGGAGGGGGUAGAGGGGCCUGCUGGGCUGUCAGCGCCCCCCCCCCCCCCCCCACUUACUGCCUGGUUAAUUAAUAAAAGCCUUGAACUAAUUUACAAGUGCCACUUUGUGUGCACCAGUGCCUGGUGGGCAUAGGGGAAACUGAGGCAGGUGUGAGACCCAGGCAUGGGCAUGACCCCUGCUGCCUCUGCUGGGCACGGGGGAAACUGAGGCAGGCCUGAGGCCAAGCGUGGACCCAGAAGCAUGUGGGGAGUGC